ACUAAGCCAUUCAUGUACUGUUAUGGUUUUUAUUUUUCAGUAUUUAUCAGCAUCUAAUUCUGUGUGGAGCCUCUGUGUUGUUCUUAUGAACAGAAAUUGUUCCAAAGAAGGAAUUGGGUGAGUACUAUUUUUUUUUUUGAUAAGCCAUUUGGGUGAGUACUAUUAUCUUAGAGAUGAAGUUCUGCAAGAAAUACCAGGAGUACGUGAAGGGUCAAGAGAAGAAGCUACCUACGCUUGGUAUCAAGAAGCUUAAGAAGAUUUUGAAGAAAUGCAGAGGAGAUUGUCAACGAGGCAGGCCUGAUGCUAAUGGGUUUCUCAACAUCCAAAAUUGCCCCCAGCAAUGCCCAGUGUGCGAUGGUACCUUCUUCCCUUCCCUGCUUGAGGAAAUGUCAGCUGUGGUAGGCUGUUUCAAUGAGCGUGCGCAGAAAUUGCUUGAUCUACAUCUUGCACCUGGCCUUAAGAAGUACUUUUUUUGGUUUAAAUCCAAGCUGAAAAGAAACCAUGUUGCUUUGGUUCAAGAAGGGAAGGACUUGGUCACCUAUGCAUUGAUCAAUGCUAUUGCACUUCGUAAAAUACUGAAGAAAUAUGACAAGGUUCAUUACUCCAAGCAAGGGCAGGCCUUCAAGUCGCAAGUUCAGAGUAUGCACAUUGAAAUUCUUCAGUCACCAUGGCUCUGUGAACUUAUGGCUUUCCAUAUCAAUUUGAGGGAAAGUGAAGCCAAAACCAAACCAAGGACUGCUCCCUCUUUGUUUGAGGGUUGUUACCUUCAAUUCAACGAUGGCAAGCCUUCACUCUGUUGUGAGCUCUUUGAUUCUGUCAAGGCUGACAUUGACCUCACUUGUUCUAUAUGCUUGGAUACAGUAUUUGAUCCAGUUUCACUGACAUGUGGCCACAUAUUCUGCUACAUGUGUGCUUGCUCAGCUGCAUCAGUGGAUAUUGUAGAUGGACUAAAAGCAGUUGAGCAUAAAGAAAAGUGUCCUCUAUGCCGAGAGACAGGAGUGCAUGAAGGUGCUGUGCAUUUGGAAGAGCUUAACAUUUUAUUAAGCAGAAGAUGUCAAGAGUACUGGGAGCAGAGGCGUGAGACAGAAAGAGUAGAGAGGAUUAAGCAGCAGAAGGAGCACUGGGAAUUCUUGUGUCGGGCAUUCACUGGUGUCUAGUUUGGCAGUUCUUUCUAAUUUCUAUUCUCGUACUCAGUCAGGUUAAGAGAUCCUGAGAUCCUAGACUUUAGGUGUUUUGAUUUUCAGUUGCUUAAUAAUGCUCUGCUUUGAAUCUCUAAAACUAACUCAUGUUCAUUCCAUAAUAAAUUUUGUAAAUAUUC
Molecule: messenger RNA, 1318 nt
Organism: Rubroshorea leprosula
Lineage: Eukaryota; Viridiplantae; Streptophyta; Magnoliopsida; Malvales; Dipterocarpaceae
Source: the annotation of a GenBank genome assembly